This is a messenger RNA of Adineta ricciae, 1101 nucleotides long. Lineage: Eukaryota; Metazoa; Rotifera; Eurotatoria; Adinetida; Adinetidae. The record is from the annotation of a GenBank genome assembly.
AUGACAUCAUUUCAUGCUGCGUUUGGUUCAUUAAAUCAAGAACAAACACGUUUGAAUGAGAACGAAAUCAACUUUAGUCAUCAUACUCAAGAAUCCAUUGAUUUUUCGACAAUAGAUCUUGAUCAACAAGUAACACCGUCAAGCGAAAAUCAUUCGUCACUCUAUGAGAGUCUCAAUGACAAAGCACCAUUUCAAACUGAUUCAUUAUCAACGGCUGGUGCCAUGUCCAACACUCCUUCGAAUUUCUUUUCAAGUAACAAUUUUUCAUCGAAUUCAAUGACGACAGAUCGACGAAUAACGAUGCCUGAUAUUUCGAGAAUAUCCUCAUCGUCGGCCGCAGCCGUGGCUGCUGUUGCUCCAACGAUUGAUAAAUUCAAACAAUGGACUCGCACCACAUACAAAUGCACAAAGCAAUCCUUAUUCGAAAAGUUGGGUAAAACAUCGCGCACGGUUAAUGUUGAACUCGAUGCUCAAAUAGAGCAUUUGAGAGAAACGAAACGUCGAUACGAAGAUAUGCUUGCGUUAGCUCGAAGUUAUGCAAACCAUUUUUAUAAUCUAAUGCAAACACAAAGCGCCCUAAGUGAUCAAUUUAUUGAAUUAAAGCAAAAAACAUCAGUACUUGUCGACGAGUUUAGCUAUAACGCUGAAACACAACGAUUACUAGCGCGAAACGGCGAAACAUUAUUCAAUGCAUUGAAUUUCUUCAUUUCAACAAUGAAUACACUCUGCACUAAAACUAUCGAAGAUACAAUCACCACUAUUCGGUUGUAUGAAAACGCAAGACUGGAAUACGAUGCCUGCCGAGCGGAAAUUGCGCUUUUACCAGCGAGUGGACAAACGAAUGAAAAACUGUAUGAACUGGAAAAAUAUAAAGAAAAAUACGAACAGUUGAAAAGCGAUACAAGUAUUAAACUUCAGCUUCUCGAUGAAAAUCAGACGAAGGUUAUGAAAAAUCAAUUGCUUCUCUUUCAUAAUGCCAUCGCUGCCUACUUCUCUGGUAAUAAAGAAGCAUUAGAGUCGACGAUGAAACAGUUUAGCUUGAAAGUCUCUCCAAAUGGAACUCAAGAGCAUAAAUCGUUUAUAGAACAACUUCAUCGUUAA